UAACCCAAGCAUUUUUCCAGAAACCAUUGAAAACCCCGUAAUUUACAAGAUUCAUCCCCAACCUCAACACUCGUAUAAAAAUUUCAUCUAUCUCGUCAACAAAACCCAUAAAUCAUCUCAGAAAAGGGGAAGAGAGAGAAAACCCAACAACCAAAAAACAUGUACUCUCCAUGUUCAGCAGAGGUCUCUCAAGCAUGUCAUGGUUGUUGCCUCAAUCCUUUCACCACCUUAACAUAUGCUCCGAACCCUAAUAGAAGCACCCCAUGCCGUGAAUUCCUUAUAAAAACCACUUCCUCUCUCUUCCCAAACACCCAUUUCACCAACCAUGAGUCCCUCCCCUCUCUAUCAGACUGUUUUCAUAACUUCUCUCUAACUUAUCCCCAGUACCUUGAAACUAAUACAACAGACCAGAUAAGAGCCCAAGAAUACAGCCACCUUUCUCUCUCUAACCAUGUGUGCUUUGAUUACAUUGGUUUUGGUCUCUUCUCUCAUUCACAGCAACCAGGCAUGCUUGCUUCUUCUUCUUCUUCGGCCCCUGCGAGUUACGCUUCUCCAUUCUUCAAUAUCUCCUAUAAAUCUGCAAGCCCAACAAUCCAAUUUCCAGAGGAAAAAGUCCGAAAUGGUGACUUGGAAUCAUCGAUUAGAGAGAGAAUUAUGAAGUUUCUGCAUAUUUCAGAGAGUGAUUACAUUAUGGUCUUCACUGUUAAUAGAGCUUCAGCCUUCAGCCUUUUGGCAGAGUCAUAUCCAUUCCAAAAAAGUAAAAGGCUUCUCACAGUUUAUGAUUAUCAUAGUGAGGGCCUCAAUGCAAUGGUGGAGAGCUCUAAGAAGAGAGGAGCUAGAAUUUUAUCAGCCUCCUUCACUUGGCCUUGUUUAAGAAUCCAUUCUCAAAAGCUUAAAAAACUCAUGGUGAAUCAGAAGAGACAAAAGAAAAGGAAACAGGGCUUGUUUGUGUUUCCCCUUCAAUCUCGGCUCUCCGGAGCCAGAUAUUCAUACCUUUGGAUGAGUAGAGCAAGGGAAAAUGGGUGGGAUGUUCUCUUGGAUGCUUGCUCAUUGGGCCCAAAGGACAUGGAUACUUUGGGUCUCUCUCUGUUCCAACCAGAGUUCGUCGUAUGUUCAUUUUUCAAGGUCUUUGGAGAAGACCCAUCUGGUUUUUCCUGCCUUUUUGUCAAUAAAACCAGAGCUUCGGCCUUGCAGGCACCGAAAAGUAUUAGGAUUAUCAGAAUUGUGCCUGCAAAAAACCAGUCAUGGUCCAAGGAAGAUGAGUCUUCUUCUUCAUCCAAAGAGAACAUAACCCACAUCUUAGAAUCAGAAAUGCGACACGAAGAGGAUAAUUUAUCCUACGAAAGCUCUUUUUCGGGUCCCCUUUCUCUAAAACCCAUUAAUCACCAAGGAGAGAGAAACGAACAGGAAGCGAGCCCACAAUUAGGAGCACCAGUAGAAAACGUAAGUAACAGAGAGACACCUUCUGAAAUAGUAGAAAGUGAAGACACGAUUGUCAUUCAAAAGAAGAAAACUACAAUUACAAAGACAGAAAUGCAUCAGAAUACAGAGAAAGGGACAAGACGUUUAGAGAUAGAAUGUAGAUGUUUAGACCAUGCUGAUAAAUUAGGCCUGCCCUUGAUCAGUAGCAGAGUGAGGUACCUUGUAAACUGGCUUGUAACCGCACUUCUGAAGCUUCGACACCCUAAUUCAGAGGCUGGAGGCCUUCCCCUGGUUCGCAUUUAUGGACCAAGGAUAAAAUUUAACAGAGGCCCAGCUGUGGCAUUCAAUGUGUUUGACUGGAAGGGAGAGAAAGUAGAACCGGUGCUUGUACAAAAGCUUGCAGAUAGAAGCAAUCUCUCUCUAAGUUACUGUUCCCUGUGCAAUAUUUGGUUUCAAGACAAGCAUGAAGAAGACAAGGAAGUGACCGUAGAGGCAACAGCGCAAGAAGCAACAUUGGCUGGGAAGAGAGAGAAAGUUGAUUUAGGAGUAACAGUGGUCACUGUUACAGUUAGUUUCUUGUCAAAUUUCGAAGACAUGUACAGACUUUGGGCGUUCGUGGCAAGGUUUUUGGACGCAGACUUUGUAGAGAAAGAGAGAUGGAGAUACCUUGGUCUGAAUCAGAAAAUGAUUGAAGUUUAAGGUUUACGGUACAUGGAUGACUUGUGUUUAUUUCUGUUUAUUUCUCACUGUAAAGAGGUAGUUAAGAAUCAUUCUUUCUGGUUUUCCAACAUGGGAAACAGAGAUUUUUAUUUUUGAACAUUCAAGCGGAGAAAAAUUGCUGCAACAAGCUCAGAGAAUGUGAAUUCUCAAUUACAGUCCCUAGAUAUACCAAUGUUUACAGUGUUGUAUAUGUUGUGUCCAGUUGAGCACAGGCAGAAGACACUCUAUGCAAUAAAUGACUUUGGGAUGAAAUACCCAAUUG
Messenger RNA from Amborella trichopoda, 2404 nucleotides. RefSeq names its product Pyridoxal phosphate (PLP)-dependent transferases superfamily protein. Lineage: Eukaryota; Viridiplantae; Streptophyta; Magnoliopsida; Amborellales; Amborellaceae. The record is from RefSeq and is a predicted model, not a curated record.